Dacryopinax primogenitus is the source of this 405-nucleotide messenger RNA. RefSeq names its product Thioesterase/thiol ester dehydrase-isomerase. Bases 1 to 405 code for a protein of 134 amino acids. NCBI's taxonomy places the organism in Eukaryota, Fungi, Basidiomycota, Dacrymycetes, Dacrymycetales, Dacrymycetaceae. The transcript is spliced from 3 exons. Gene Ontology annotation, molecular function: fatty acyl-CoA hydrolase activity. The record is from RefSeq and is a predicted model, not a curated record.
AUGACUGUGACGGAAGAUUGCUUGAAUGGAAUGGGCUUCCUGCAUGGCGGAUGCACGGCAUACCUGAUCGAUACUUGCUCGAGCAUCACCUUGACCGCCCUCGAUCCACCCGACUACAGCAUCCCGCCAACCGUCUCGUUGAAUCUCAAUGUGACAUACCAUGCUGCCGCUUCCCUAGGCGCUUCCCUUCGCAUAAUAUCCACCGUUGUCUCCUUCAGCACACGCGUUCAGACCGUCCGCUGCGAAGUGUGGGACGUCACCAACCCGACCCACAGACUCGUCGCAAGCGGGAUGCAUAUCAAGAUGCGCUCAGGGAAGGAGGGCGAUCCGAAGGCUCAGGAGUGGAGGAAGGAGGUGUAUGGCGAGGACAUGUGGGCAACAAAUGCACAGAAGGCGAAGCUAUGA